AUGGAACCACCUUUAAAUAUGUAUCAAGAUUUUGUAAAAAUUAGACCAGAUUCGCAUUCAUCACAUGACAUGUUGGCACUUAAUGAAGUAUUUAUUGGUGAUAAAAUGCCAGGACGUACUUCUGAAAUGGAGUGCAUAUUUGAUGGAAAUAUGCCCAUAAAAAUAAAAUCAUCAGGACUAUGUAUAAGUACUGGAACUGGAUCAAGUGCAUGGAGUUAUGCAUUGAAUAAAAUUAGUGUUAAUGAAGUUCAAAAGAUUUUAAGUCACAAAUAUUGUCAAAUAUCAAAACAAGAAUGUAUAAAAAUAGCUAAUGAGUAUAACAAAAAUCUAGUUUAUAGACCAGAUUUGGAAUAUUUACAGUACACUAUAAGAGAACCAACAGGAAGAUCACUUUGGCAGUCAAAUGAUGAAUUAAUAAAGUCUGAUAAAAUAAAACAGGCAGAAGUAGAAACUCACUGUGAAGAAGGAUGUAUAAUACUAGAUGGAUUUCUGAUAUAUGUUUUUCCCAAGGGUGCACAAGCUAUUUUAACUUCAAGACCUGAAGAUUCAAUUAAGUCAGUUAUGAUUAAUGUUGACUAA
This is a messenger RNA of Macrosiphum euphorbiae (potato aphid), 579 nucleotides long. NCBI's taxonomy places the organism in Eukaryota, Metazoa, Arthropoda, Insecta, Hemiptera, Aphididae. The record is from the annotation of a GenBank genome assembly.